AUGAAGGACUUGCCCUUUGUCCUGUCACUUUCAGUCAAAGAAGAAAGAUUGAAAGGGAAAAAGAUCAUCCUGUUAGAGAAGGGAGUGAGGAAAGAAGUACUACUUCAAAAGGAUGCUCCAUACAGCAACAGAGUGGUUGCUCUGAAUCCAUCUACUAAGAAGUUCCUGGAAGAUAUUGGAGUGUGGGAUAUUAUUGCCAGUGUGAGAUUUCAAGCUGUCAAAAGACUACAGGUAUGGGAGACUCACUCAGAUGCCAUGAUAACUUUCAAUCAUGAUGCCCUGACUGAAGACGUUGCAUAUAUAGUGGAGAAUGACCUCAUCACAGAGGCUUUGUGUCGGGUUGCAGAGAAUGAGCCAAAUCUUGAUCUUAGGUUUCAAACACAAAUCAAGAAUUAUGAUGUUCCUUCUGUGAAAACAAAAACCAAUGAUCUCCGAUGGGCAAGAGUCACUUUGAGUGAUGAUUCUAUGAUUUCUUCCAAGUUACUGGGCAUGAUUUUUGAGAUCCUUGUAGAUAUUAAGCUUAAGUCAGAUGAAUUUGUGAAGAGGAGCUCUUUGGAAGAGGAGUUGGAGGAAUUGCGAUUGAAGCACGAGGAAGUCGCGACGGGAUUCGAGUACUUGCAGGCAUUCACGAGCAAGCAACUGACCGUGUCGACUGCAUGCGACAUCAUUGGGAUUAUCGCUGCAUGUUACUUCUCCUUUUCCGCCUUUCUCAGCGGAGGUGGAUAUUAUUCGGGGCUGUCGGCAUCGGCUUUGGCCUCGCUGUCCGUAGGAUUCGUCCACACUCUGAAAUUCGUUUGGAUAGCCGAACGCAGUCACGAACUCGUGGAAACGGCUUCCUUGGGGAAGAGACAUCUGCGACGAGUGCGGCAAUCGAAGCUGAGUCCGUCGGAGAAGCAUGAGGUAUCUACCUUCUUGAAGCAGUUGGAUCUCGCCCCUGUUCGACCUACUGCUGCCGGAUUCUUCGAUCUCAACCGGAGUCUUCUUGUCUCUUUCCAGGGAAGUUCAUUUUCAAUGUGUAUAAUCAUCAACGGGUCUUUGAAAAUGAGGAACUAUCUCAUGCAGGCAGUGGGAGCGGUGCUGACGUAUCUCAUCGUGCUCAUCCAAUACAAGGACAUGAUACGACUCUUUUCGGAGACCCCCAGCGAACGACAAGAAUCGCUCCACGACAACACGAGGACACAUUGGUUGCCCAGCGAUAUUCGCUUUCCAUCCUGGAUUUCCAGCGCCUCGGUCUACCUGCCAAUCCUUGGAAGCAUCAAUCGUGGUCAUAAGCUAAGUUUCGAUGAGAAUCUCGAAGAAAAUGCUGAGAAGCGUCUUGUCCUGGAUCUGCCCGUGCUUCAGGAAAGAGACAUCGGAUCCUAUCAAGACCUGUGUUCAGGAGACUUGAGCUCGUCUCCUGGAUCUAGCACCCUGCAUGCCAUUCCUCCAUGUGCCCCCAUGAAAGGUCACUACAUGCACGAUGACCUGGAUGUCGUCCCCUUCGUAAAAGGGGUUUGGCUUUACACCCAUGAGGGUUUGCUGCAACUCCCGGUACCUGCUCCAGAAUCCUCGGAAGUCCUUGGUUUCAGCCUUGACCUCCCAAAUUCGAAUGAGGAACAAGAAGCAUUGAAGGACAUCUGUUCGCUUCGAUCACAAUUGGAUGAAGCUAACACCGAGAAGGAGGCAGCGAAAGGCCAGAUUCAAGUUCUUCAACAACAGCUUCAGGACCUACAAGGUCUGGAAGCUGAGCUCGCUAAAGCCAAAGGAGAGAUUUUCUUCUUGGAGACGAUGCUCUGGCAAGCAGAGGUCCACCGGGAGCAAGCCGAGGAUCAGCUGAAGGAGGAGACUAGGAGGAGAAGCCACGAGGUAGGAAGAGUUCGUCUCAUCUGCUCACAAUGA
Messenger RNA from Darwinula stevensoni, 1878 nucleotides. NCBI's taxonomy places the organism in Eukaryota, Metazoa, Arthropoda, Ostracoda, Podocopida, Darwinulidae. The record is from the annotation of a GenBank genome assembly.